AUGAAUAACGUUGAUAUCGGAAAAUACAAGAGAAUCGUGCAGUAUUUCUGGGAUCCGGAGCCGAAGAAUGACGACACCGCGGGCUCCCCUAUCUGGUGUCUAGGGCGUGAGUAUCGACCGCUCACCCCUUCACCUCCGCGACAGGCUGAUGAUAACCACACCAAUAACGAUAUCGACAACGGCAGUGGCAGUAAUAACAACUGCAACAACAGCAACAACAUCAACAAGAACAAUAACAAGAGACCAGACGAAAGCAAAAACGAGCCAUACCAUUACCACAGACUUUCAACGUCAGACCGCAGCGGCCUUAGCCCAACCAGACAGCUGCCCUUCACAAAUAAUACCCGUCCCGAAUCGACAUCAAGCAGCUCAUCAGGUCACGACUGGCCAGCGCCAUUCCUAGAUGAUUUUGAAUCUAAGAUAUGGCUUACCUACCGGUCUGGCUUCCCGUUCAUCCCAAAGUCCAGCGAUCCCAGUGCGGCGUCGGCUAUGACACUGGGUGUCCGCCUUAGGAGCCAGUUGGUGGAUUCGCAGGGUUUCACUACGGAUACGGGAUGGGGUUGUAUGAUUCGAUCUGGUCAGAGUCUAUUGGCGAGUGCACUGUCGAUAUUGUCUCUAGGUCGAGACUGGCGACGAGGCACCAAAACCGACCAAGAAAGUAACCUGCUUUCGCUCUUUGCAGACGACCCCAAAGCCCCUUUCUCGAUACACAGAUUCGUGGAGUAUGGAGCUUCUGCCUGCGGGAAAUACCCUGGAGAAUGGUUUGGGCCAUCUGCCACAGCAAGAUGCAUCCAAGCUCUAUCGAGCGAAUGCAAACACGCCGGAUUAAAUGUGUACGUCACAAGCGACGGCUCCGACGUCUACGAAGAUCGAUUCCGGACAAUAGCUAGCGGCGGGGCCACAGAGGCCGGCAUCCACCCCACCUUAAUCCUGCUUGGGAUCAGACUGGGCAUCGACCGCGUUACCCCCGUAUACUGGGAGGCGCUCAAGGAUGUAUUGAAGUAUCCGCAGUCCGUAGGGAUAGCCGGCGGUCGCCCCUCCUCCUCACACUACUUCAUCGGAGCCCAAGGUUCCUACUUCUUCUACCUGGACCCACACCAUACGCGUCCCGCGCUUCCCUACCACGCACCCGGCCAGGUGUUUACCGAAGAGGAAUUAAACUCGUAUCACACGCGUCGACUACGACGGCUGCAUAUCAAAGAUAUGGAUCCUAGCAUGUUGAUUGGGUUUCUUAUCAAAGACGAGGAUGACUGGGCGGAUUGGAAACGGAAUGUAGGGUCUGUGGCGGGGAAAGCGAUUGUUCACGUUUUUGAUAAGGAGAAUUCGCCGUUUGGACAUGGGUCGGAGAGGGAAGGGGCUGUAGAUGAAGUGGAGGUAUUGGAUGACGAGGAAUAUGAUGAAACCACUAAUGUUGAUAUUGUGGAUGAUGAUGGGAGUACUCGUGAUACUGAUGUGGGUGACAACUCUAGCUUUUUUCAUAUCUCGAAAUGA
Paracoccidioides lutzii Pb01 is the source of this 1491-nucleotide messenger RNA. Its product is annotated as autophagy-related protein 4. The coding region runs from base 1 to 1491 and encodes 496 amino acids. The record is from RefSeq and is a predicted model, not a curated record. Gene Ontology annotation, molecular function: protein-phosphatidylethanolamide deconjugating activity. The transcript has 4 exons.